GUAUAUCUUUGCCCUUUUUUUGGAGUACAUCUUUUGUCAAUUUCACAAAUUGGUUUGCCCUAAUUUUUCUUCCCAUGCCGGUAUGAUUUCCCAAUUCUCCCUCCAGCAAUAGCAGUUGACGACGAAAAUGGCGUCAAUUGGGACACUAUACCUCCGCGCGCCAUCGCUCAUUCCUCUUCGAAGUUCGUUGGAUCAGCUGCGGUUUCGGUCGGACUUGGGAGUGGCUUUUGAUUAUACCAAGUGGAAUAUAAGAGUUACCUGCAGAAAGUUUGGGGUGAGAGCUGUGGGUUCCGAUGAACAGGGGCGCCUGUCUAAAGACGCCGUCGUGAUUGUGAAGUACGAGAAGGAAGAUGCUGAGAAACCUAGGCAAAAUGUAGUAGCGAAAUUGAAGGAAUCAAUAGACUCUCUCCCGGUGUUCGUCUUCUCCGAGACUGGCAAACUUUCUGCUACACACCUUACAAUUGGAUUAUGCUUUCUAGCGACCAUGUUAGUUAUUGUGGUAAGAGGUUUAACAGCAAGGAAAUCAAGUUACAGUCGGCCAGGCUCUGUAGCUGAUCUCGUUCGCCGUGGGCAGCUUAGAUCAGAAAGAAGAGGCAUAUCUACACCUCUCAAGUAUGAAGACCCAUUCAAUAACCCCAUGGUGAAGGUCAGCAAAAGCAAUUCAACUGUCGAGAUGUGUGGAAAAGUGUACCGCUUAGCUCCCGUGACCCUUACAGAUGAGCUGCAAACAGUGCAUAAAAAGCGAAGAUCCCGUGCAUAUCAGUGGAAGAGACCAACAAUGUUUCUGAAGGAAGGAGAAUCAAUGCCUCCUGAUGUAGACCCUGAUACUGUCAGGUGGAUUCCUGCAAAUCAUCCCUUUGCAACCACAUCUAGUGAUAUUGAUGCAGAUUUGGCUCAAAACAAUGUGUACCAGAAGCAUGGUGUCCCAUCCCGUGUCCAGGCAGAACAUGAGGCCCUGCAGAGGAAGCUUGAAGAGCUACAAAAUGACCAAAAAAUCAACAAAUUAGUGAUAGAUCCUGCUGCAUCCAGGGACUUGGAGAGGUCGCAAAUGAAGUCGGAUAGUCGAGAAGAGGAUAAUGGCACAUCUACUAAUCCUACAACGGGCCUCAAUUCUCCUCCUCUGUCUGAUCAUGUGAACAAACCCUUGGGGCACAAACCACUACCACUACCUGAGGAGUUGCAGAAGCCAUAAGUUUUUCAUUGCCUAUAUAUCCAAGAAAGCUAAACUCGUGCUGAGAGUGAAAGUUUUGAUUUCAAGUGAUGAGAAUUAGCAAUUACUGCAUCUUAUAAUAAUCAGAGGGUUUAGCCAAUUAUGAAAUCCAGCUGAUUUGUGGAGUUCCAAAGAGGCAGGGGGGUGAGAAACUUGAUCUGGUGUAUAUAGAGUUGUGUUCUUUCACAAUGUGGUUAUUAUUAGAGGGUGUCUCAGAUGACACCCGUCAGUUGACGGUUGUUACCUCCCCCAACCCCCGCUUAAACCCCAUCCAACCACCCUGCACCCCCCUUCCCUUAAUUGCUAUUUUGGGCUUUUUUGGCAGAACUAAUUCCGCCAAAUUCACAUGGGAUGUUCAUGUGAAUUUUUCCAAAACAAAAUAAAGGUCUGUUU
Molecule: messenger RNA, 1603 nt
Organism: Cuscuta campestris
Lineage: Eukaryota; Viridiplantae; Streptophyta; Magnoliopsida; Solanales; Convolvulaceae
Source: the annotation of a GenBank genome assembly